AUGGUAAAUGAUAUGAAAUCAUGUGUUUCCGAGUUAAUCUGUCACAUACAAAGAAAUCAAACUUUACUAUUAAAACUGAAGGCCUUAAAGAAGUGGCAUCUGAAGAUUAGCGACACAGUGCAAAUGCUAAACACAAUCUUCGGUUUACAACUCCUUGGUACUAUAGUUACAUCCUUUAUUAAUAUUACUUUUGAUAUUUACUUUAGUGUAGUGCGCUGGCAAGAUGGACUAUUCAUUAAUUUUGAUAUGCACUUUCCUCGCAUAUUUUCAUCGUCAAUAACAUAUUAUGUUGUAAAAUUAACGCUACUUGUGUGGGUCUGUGAGACUGGCAAGAAUCAAGCACAAGAGAUCAGCAUCACAGUUCACGAUUUACUUAACAAUAUCAAUAAUGAGCAGAUAAAAAACGAGUUGCGGCUAUUUUCUUUACAAAUAUUACAUUGUAAAAAUACAUUUUCGGUAAAAUGUUUGACUAUAGAUGCAAAGCUUCUUGCAACAAUAAUGGGGAAUAUUACCACGUAUUUACUAAUCGUGAUACAAUUUUUAAAUAUGUCGCAUUCUUGUGAUAAAAUAACUGCGGUUAAUAUUACACAAUCUAAUUAUAAGGAUAUAUAG
Messenger RNA from Trachymyrmex septentrionalis, 612 nucleotides. RefSeq names its product putative gustatory receptor 28b. Gene Ontology annotation, biological process: sensory perception of taste. The transcript is spliced from 3 exons. Gene Ontology annotation, cellular component: axon; dendrite; neuronal cell body. Bases 1 to 612 code for a protein of 203 amino acids. The record is from RefSeq and is a predicted model, not a curated record. NCBI's taxonomy places the organism in Eukaryota, Metazoa, Arthropoda, Insecta, Hymenoptera, Formicidae.